AUGAAUUCAAUAGAAGAUGGAAAAGCCGCACUUCAUAUUGCAGCAUAUCAUAAUAGCAAAGAAAUAACCGAACUUCUUAUUUCACAUGGUGCAAACAUCAAUGAAAAAGAUAGAAAUGGAGAAGCUGCACUUCAUAUUGCAGCACGUGAAAAUAGUAAAGAAACCUUCGAAGUUCUUAUUUCACAUGGUGCAAAUAUCGACAAAAAAAGAACUAAUAAUUGA
This is a messenger RNA of Trichomonas vaginalis G3, 222 nucleotides long. RefSeq names its product cyclin-dependent kinase inhibitor 2C-related family. Gene Ontology annotation, molecular function: protein binding. Gene Ontology annotation, cellular component: cytoplasm; nucleus. The coding region runs from base 1 to 222 and encodes 73 amino acids. Lineage: Eukaryota; Parabasalia; Trichomonadida; Trichomonadidae. The record is from RefSeq and is a predicted model, not a curated record. The transcript has a single exon.